Plectropomus leopardus (leopard coralgrouper) is the source of this 804-nucleotide messenger RNA. It is a transcript of the gene spc24, whose product is annotated as SPC24 component of NDC80 kinetochore complex. Lineage: Eukaryota; Metazoa; Chordata; Actinopteri; Perciformes; Serranidae. Gene Ontology annotation, molecular function: microtubule binding. The record is from RefSeq and is a predicted model, not a curated record. Gene Ontology annotation, biological process: chromosome segregation. Gene Ontology annotation, cellular component: Ndc80 complex.
CGCAGAGGCGGGCUCGCUGUGUGAGUUUGAAUCGCGGUGAAGAGCCACACGCAUCCAGUGGACCCACAAUGGCUCAAGGUCAUAAAUUUCAGGACUUGGAGGAGACCGGGAAGGUUUUGGUGGAUUUCAUCAACAGCAGCCAACCGAAGAUACUGAGACGAGUGAGAGAUGAACAGCAGGCGCUUUUUGAUCAACAUGUUGAAACAAAAAAAAUCUUGACACAGAUUUUAAAAGAUGUGGCUCAGACUGAGGAGAGUACGGGCCAGAGGCUGCUGGACAUGGAGGAGGAGAAGCAGCAAAGGGAGAGGGAGCUGGAGAGCCUGGAGGAGCAGCUGAGGCAGCACACAGCCAAGGGCCAGAUGACCGACUCAGAGUUACAAUUCCUGCAGAGAGAGUUGGACAGUCUGAGAAACACCGAACACGAGCUGGAGACGCUGCAGAGCGAGGUGGAUGAAGACACGACCGAGGUCAUCCCGUCAGCAGUAUACGUGUCUCAGCUGUACUACCUAAUUUCCAAGAUCAAGUGGGAAUAUGACACCCAGCCCAACAUCUUAAGAGGAGUGCACUACGGCGCAGACCUGGCGACUCCCAUCAACAUCGACACCUCUGCGAGAUCUCGAAAUGACGUAAGCGACCAGCUGUGGGGCUUUGUCAGCACUGAGUGGUAGAUGGAGGAUGGUGGUGGUGUCCGAAAUCUUGUGCACCCUUUUUUUUGUUUGUCUGUAAAUGUUUUUGUCUUCUUCUGUCCUUUACAUUUAUUCUUCUGUUCGACACAACACGGAUACUGUUUAUAAAUUAAAUAUC